Molecule: messenger RNA, 2128 nt
Organism: Stylophora pistillata
Lineage: Eukaryota; Metazoa; Cnidaria; Anthozoa; Scleractinia; Pocilloporidae
Molecular function (GO): protein binding
Source: RefSeq, a predicted model, not a curated record
AGCACUUGCCAUCCAAAUGCAAAUUACAGACAAGAAAGGAGAAGCAACAACCUACGGAAACCUAGGAAUUGUGUUACAAUUACUCGGUGAAUAUCUGAAGGCUAAAGAAUAUCAUGAGGAAGCACUUGCCAUCCAAAUGCAAAUUGGAGACAAGAGAGGAGAAGCAACAACCUACGGAAACCUGGGAAAUGUGUUAGGACUACUCGGUGAAUAUCAGAAGGCUAUAGAAUAUUACGAGAAAGCACUUGCCAUCCAAAUGCAAAUUGCAGAGAAGGCAGGAGAAGCAACAACCUACAGAAACCUGGGAAAUGUGUUAGGACUACUCGGUGAAUAUCAGAAGGCUAAAGAAUAUUACGAGAAAGCACUUGCCAUCCAAAUGCAAAUUGGAGACAAGAAAGGAGAAGCAACAACCUACAGAAACCUGGGAAUUUUGUUAGGAUCACUCGACAAGGAAGGAGAAGCAACAACCUACGGAAACCUAGGAAUUGUGUUAGGAUCACUCGGUGAAUAUCAAAAGGCUAAAGAAUUUCACAAGAAAGCGCUUGACAUUGAAAUAGAAGCUGGUGGCAGAUCGGUACAAGCAGCAUGUUACUUGAAACUAGGAAGGGUUUCUUCCUGGCUUGCAAAGUAUCUGUAUGGCGAGAAAGCACUUUCUAUUGCCACAGAAAUUGGUGACCGAGAUUGUCAAGCAGAUGCUUUUGGUCUCCUUGGUGAUGUUUUCUUCUGGCGUAAAGAUUAUCAGAAGGCCAUAGAAUGUUUCAAGAAACAGCUUGCCAUUAGUGGUGAGAUUUGCAAUAGAAUGAAAUUGGCAAGGAGUUACCGAAAGCUAGCACUGGUGUUCCUAGAGAUUGGGGAACGUGAAAGAGCCAGCGAAUGCUUUGAGAAAGUCCGCGGGAUAAACUCUGAUAUUGGAGGCAUAAAGGUUGAGUUAUCGACCCUCGGCCUUAUGUCAACCUUGAGACUUCUUCAAUCAAGGUCCGAGGAAGCAUAUCCAUAUUUUUAUCAGUACAUGGCUAAACAUGAAGCAUGGCGAGAUUCUCAGCAAGGAAACGAACAAUUUCAACUGGGCAUUUCAGAAAAGUACGCAGGUGCACCCUACAAGGUGCUCAGUCGACUGCUAUAUUCUGCUGGUAAUUUUCGAGAUGCGCUCUAUGUCGAGGAGCUUACACGGGCUAGAUGCCUGGCAGACUUGGUGGCACGAAACUUUUCCGUUGAAAAUCAUAUCUCAGCUGAUCCACAAUCAUGGUAUGGGAUGGAAGAAAUUGUGGGCAAAGAAGGUGACUCUGCAUUCUUGUACAUUUCGUAUGAUGAUCGAAGGGUUUUUCUUUGGGUUCUGAAAGCAAACGGUGACAUUUUGUUUCGAAACUCCGAAGAAGUCGAUGACAAAACUCUCAUGGCUGAGGAUGCUUAUGAUCUGAAUACUUAUUUCAACAAAAGUAUCUGCGGCUUUGACGUUUUACCCAGACAGAACUGCGAGGAUCGGUCUUUGAACGAAACCAUGUCGAUAUUAACCCAAGAUGAAAGCGAAACAGAUUUGAGAGGCGAGAAAGCCAAAGACCCUGAAAGGAUGCUUUCUGAAUGUUUCAAACUGAUCAUCGCUCCAGUGGCCGAAUUACUCACCGAGCCCGAAAUCAUUAUUGUUCCCGAACGUAACUUGUACCAAGUCCCAUUUGCAGCCUUACGCGACCACAUAGGCGGAAAGUAUUUAUCAGAGACCUUCAGGCUCCGCAUCGUCCCUUCUUUGACGACUCUGAAGCUUAUCCAGGACUGCCCAGUGGACUAUCACAGUCAGACAGAUGCACUGGUUGUGGGUGAUCCCAAGGUUGGCUGGGCACUUUACAAGGGAAAUAUUCGUAACUUCAAAUCACUGAACGGUGCGAGGAAGGAAGCAGAGAUGAUCGGACAACUGCUGGGUGUUCAGCCUUUGUCGGGAGAGCGUGCGACAAGAGAGGCGGUACUUCAAGUGAUGAGUUCAGUGAGUCUGAUUCAUAUUGCUGCCCAUGGUAAUGCCGACAGAGGAGAGAUUGCCCUUUCCCCUUGCCCUACUGCUAAAAGUAUUCCAGAAGAAGAAGACUACCUCUUGAGGAUCGCUGAUAUCUCACAAGUUAAACUGCGAGCUAAACUGGUG